GUUGAGACGUGUAACGAAACAGAUCGAAAACUUAGUCUUAAAACUAAGAGUUUCAAACAUGGACGCCGCUUUGUCCGUGGCUCGAGUGAAAAGCAUUCAAGCCGCGUUCCAGGUCCUUGCUUUAUUGCAAAUGACAGCCGUAUACUUUCCCAAGCAGACGAUAGUACAAGAUGGUACUCGUUACAGUUUCAUAAUAGUCGGCGGUGGAAGUGCAGGCUGUGUGCUCGCCAAUCGACUGUCUGAAGACAACCGAUACAAUGUACUGCUUAUUGAGGCUGGCGGAGACCCGCCUCUUGAGUCAAAGCUUCCAGGUUUGAUGGGGUACAUCCCAGAAACACCUCAAGACUGGAACUACACCGAGCAAUAUGACAAAAACCGGAAUACUUUUCAAAACAACCGUGUACUGCCACUGACACAAGGAAAAAUGCUCGGUGGGGGAAGCAGUGCUAACUAUAUGUUCUAUGUGAGAGGAAAUCCUCACGACUACAACUCCUGGGCACAUGCUGUUGGAGAUCCAUCCUGGGACUACGAACAUGUCUUACCAUAUUUCCAAAAAAGUGAACAUAUGGAUGAUUCGGGUAUUCUUAGUUCAAAAUCCAGAAGAUUUCAUGGCACUAAUGGCUACCUACAUGUCACAAGACAACCUCAUGAAGAAGCCACUAACUAUCUCAAUAUGUUUCAUGAACUAGGGUACAAAAUACUUCUGGAUGUUAAUGGAAAUGAGCAGUUAGGCUAUGGUGAACCAUCUUUGACUAUCGCUGAAGGUGUACGGCAGAGCACGGCGUAUAGUUUCCUCAGGCCAAUCAAAGAUCGACAAAACCUACACGUUCUCAAGCAUACACUAGUCACUAAAAUUCUUUUAGACAAAUCUAAAACUGCUGUUGGUGUAGAAGCGUUAAUAGAAAACGGGACGUUAAUAAAAAUAAUGGCGGAGCGAGAGGUAAUAGUUACUGCUGGUGCAUUUAACUCUCCAAAAUUACUUAUGCUCUCGGGAAUAGGUCCAAAAGAACACUUGGGAUCUUUUGGAAUUAAAGUUGUCUCUGAUUUACCAGUCGGACAGAAUCUACAGGACCAUCCGGCUGCAUUAGUCGUAUACAAGUUUAAGAAGGCAAAUGCCCCUCCACAGCCUCAAAAUUACAGUUUGUCACCUUCUGUUUCUAUGGUAGGAUACGUAGCAUUUAACAAAUCGCAAACGUACCCUGAUUACCAGUCCAUUUGCUCACACAUUCCAAACAAUUCGUCUGAAGCUAUCACCUUAUGUUCUUUCAAUUAUGCACUAGAUUAUAACACAUGUCAAGCUAUUUAUGAAGCUGGUAAAGGCAGGGAACUACUGUUAUGUAUUCAAAACCUCUUAAGUCCUAAAUCGCGAGGUGAAAUUGAGCUUCAGAGCAGAAAUCCUAAUGAUCAGCCUUUAAUCUUCUUCAGAACUUAUUCAGAUGAAGAAGAUUUGGAAAAAAUGGUGAAAGCGUUUGAGAAAUUGGACGAGAUUAGGAGUUCAAAGUAUUUCAAGGCUGUGGCUGGUGAAAUUGUUGAUCAUAGGUUACCGAGGUGUAAAGGGAUGGUGUUUGGGACACGGGAGUACUGGCGAUGCCAUGUUCUGAGUACAAGGUUAACGAUGUACCAUUUCUCUGGAGCAUGCGGCUUGGGGCGAGUGGUGGACUCGAGGCUGCGAGUGUUUGGUGUGAAGCGCCUGCGCGUUGCUGACAGCUCCACCAUGCAUAGCGUACCUAGUGGCAAUAUUAACGCUCCUGUCAUUAUGAUUGCUGAAAAGGCAGCGGACAUGAUUAAAGAAGAUAAUCGGUUCAAAAUAUAGGUAAUAAUUUCUUAUUAAUAUUUAAUAAGAUUUUGGUAUUGACUUUAUUUUAUCAAAAAGAUUCAGUUACAGGUAGAUUUUUUCCCAUAUAAACGUGGACAACCAUAGUUGUAUGUGAAAUAUCUUAAAAGUAAUUUAUUUAUCAAUUUCAUACCUAUGCCUGUUAGUUUGAGAUUUAAAUGAUGUAGGUACAAGGUAAAACAAGAAACAGCAACAAGAUAUCAGUUGUAAGUAGGUACCUACACGUAAAACUUUCAUAAUGAAAUAAACACUACUUAUCUGCCAAAAGUUUUCGGGUUCUUCUCGAUACGACGAUUCUACUUUGGUGGAGUUACGUAAGAUAAAAGUAAACAAGAUUUCAUCUUAUUAUUUAUGUAAUUCUGAUUUAACAACGGUUUAUUUAUGUUACGUAUGAUUAGAAGGCAAACGCAAAAAUUAUAUUACCUACAUACCUACAUGUGUAUGUACUUUAUGGGAAACUAGCUUUUUCCCGCGGCUUCGCUCGCGAUAGAAAGAGACAAAAAGUAGCCUAUGUCACUCUCCAUCCUUUCAACGAGUCAGGUCAAUUCGUCGCUUCGUUUUCCCGUGAAAGACGGACAAACAAACAGACACACACACACACACUUUCCCAUUUAUAAUAUUAGUAUGGAUUACAGUACAUAAUUUAAACACGUAAUAAACUGUACCUAUUUUGUAUUUUUCGGCGGCUUUCUACCGUACCCUCCAAAAAACCCUUCAAUAUUCCCCAGCAUACCUUAUUUUUGACCUGUACCUACACGCCUCCUUUUCUCCAACGACACUCUCGCACCCGACACUCCGGAGACCGCGGCUGCGCUGCAAGACAAACACCCCCCCGGUCCGACCUCCCCUGCUUACAGCUGUCUCGGCGCCAACUACGAGUUCGUAGCGUUUGGCGUCGAGACACUCGGACCAUGGGGUAAGGGAGCGCGUGGGCUUGUAAGGGAUUUGGGGAAACGGUUAAGGGAGGCAACAGGUGACCCUCGCGCCGGCAGCUUUCUCGCGCAAAGAAUUGCUAUUGCAAUACAGCGCGGGAAUGCUGCUUGCGUGAUGGGCACCCUGCCGAGGGGCCAGGGCCUGGAGGGUAGUUUUUAGGUUUAUUUAUUUCUUAUAUAAGUUAUAGUUUAAGUUUUUUUCCACUAUUUGUACUUAUGUGCAAUAAAGUAAAUAUAAAUAAUAUAUACACAUCUGUGAAUAUCAUGUACCUAUAUUAUUAUACUCGUCUAUUCAUCUGUGUAAUGUAAUAUAGGUACACGUAUAAAGAAGUACCAAUGUUGUAAUAAGUAUUCAACAUCUUUUUAACUUUACUCAUUAGUGAUCGUAGAGUUGAGAAGCGCUCUGAACACUCGCCUUUACUAAUUAGUUGAAUGUUUUAGUUCCUUUCUUGUAUCGAGCUUCCACGCUGCUUGCAUAAUGUAUUUGCUUUGGACUUGGUCCUGUAUUUCGCCUACUUUAGACUUAACACAUGUAAGUACAUAGAUAAUGAGGAUCUUAGCAGUUUUGUGUUGUGCGGGACUUCAUUUGACAGUUCUGGCAAUAUCGCGCAGCAUGCUAGGUUUACACGGGCUUAGUAGUUGACAAAAUCUUAUAAGUAUUUAAGUAGUAUUCUUGCAACUGCGAGUGCAAGACAUUAGAAGCUAGUUUUGGUUACCUACUAAGCGACUUUUAGUUGAAACGGAAGCAGUUGGAAGCGUAAUGGCCCCGGCAAGGCCAAAGGUCACAGGUUCGAGUCCUGCCUGAGGUGUGAAUUUUUCAAUUUUUCCUUUAAUUUAA
This is a messenger RNA of Leguminivora glycinivorella, 3604 nucleotides long. RefSeq names its product ecdysone oxidase-like. The coding region runs from base 59 to 1813 and encodes 584 amino acids. NCBI's taxonomy places the organism in Eukaryota, Metazoa, Arthropoda, Insecta, Lepidoptera, Tortricidae. The transcript has 4 exons. Gene Ontology annotation, molecular function: flavin adenine dinucleotide binding; oxidoreductase activity, acting on CH-OH group of donors. The record is from RefSeq and is a predicted model, not a curated record.